AGAGCUCGCGCGCGCGCUCCCGGUGCGUGUGGUGGCAGAGACGUUAGCGCAGGUCCAGGUCUCAGCAUGAGGACAGUCUGACUCUGUACAUGUCCUUCACUCGAGCCAAACGCGUCUGCAGCUCGCUUCUCCUGCGCACGUUUCUGAAGAGUUUCUCUGUGAUGGAGGACGACUGUGUGUGCGAGUACGACUCCACCUGGGACACGGAGAGUGAUGGAGACGACCCUGCUGCAGAGAGCCUGCCCCGGCGGCCGAACCAGGACAAAAACAAGACAUCCUGGACACUGGUGUCUUGGCACCCGACUCCCCGGAACAUGAGAGCAGCGAAGGACAUGCAGAACUACAGAAGAGGAUAUCCUAACUUAACCGACGACGAGUGCCCCGAGGAUAAAAUGAACAACCUGCAGUUUUAUCUCAAUAAAUCCCCCUCGGCUCCAGAUGACGUCUACAUCGACUCGUUUCUGAAGGAUUGGAAAAACGACUACAAGAGACUGGAGCGAGUUCAUUCAUAUAUUCAGUGGCUUUUCCCGCUGAGAGAACCAGGGGUCAAUUACAUGGCGUCUGAACUCACCAGGAAGGAGAUCGAGGCCUUCAAGAAGAGCGAGGACGCCAAAAAGAGACUUGUGGAAUCGUAUGAACUGAUGCUGGGCUUUUACGGAAUCCGCCUGGUCGACAAAGACACCGGUGAAGUGAAGCGAGCCGAGAACUGGAAGGAACGCUUCGGGAAUCUGGAGCGGAAUAUGCACAACAAUCUGCGCAUCACCCGGAUCCUGAAGAGCCUGGGGGAGCUGGGCUUCGAGCACUAUCAGGCUCCUCUCGUGCACUUCUUUCUGGAGGAGACUCUGGUGAGGAAGACCCUGAGCAGUGUCAAAAGAAGCGUCCUGGACUACUUCCUGUUUGCCGUUCUGGACAAGCAGAAACGCCAGGAGCUGGUGCGUUACGCCUAUCUGCACUUUGAGCCAAAGGAUAAAUUUGUGUGGUGUCCCAGGAAAAUUCAGAGACAAUUCCGCAAAGCAGAGAAGAGAUCGGAAGUUGUCGGGAACGGUGAUGGGAAAGACGACUCACGAGCUAAGGCUAAAGAAAUGGACACGAAAGAAGACGCUGUAGAUAAUAAAAUAAAGUCUCCAAAAGCUGAGAAAACAAGUAACGACAAAAUAAAACCCGAAGCGUCUCCUGAACCAAAAGAGGAAGUUGUCGAAAAUGGCAACGCGUGCAGUGAGACCAACAACAACAUCGUAAGUAACGGAAGCGACUGCACGGACGACGAAGGAAUGGAACACUCUCCCAGCGCUGAAAACGAAGACGCUACAUCUGAAACCGGCUCGGGCCAGAAGGACAGCACCCAGGAAGCGGACAGCGCUAUGCAAACGGACGGCGAGAUCAAAAAACCACCAAAGAAGAAGAGAGACGACGACGCGGACUCAGACGAGGAUUUUGGAUCGCCUCAGAAAGAAGUUAAAAACGCUUGUAACAAAACGACAGGUCAGCAAACGCCGCUCAAGACCUCGAAAGCCUCUCUUUUGUCGGGAAGGGAGGAAAAAAUCCCACGGACUGAAUAUAAUCCCACCACAGACAAAGACGAAGUGGUGGAGAUGUCGCAAGAGUCUGUGCCGGCUCUAAAUGGGUCAGCGGAAAGCGGCUCCGACAAAACGGCGGAAGAGCAGAUAAACGGGAAAGAAUCUGAGCCGAUGGAUACGGAUUCAAGCCCCUCCAACGGGAUCAACACGUCCGCAGACUUAGCAAUUAAUAACAAGGAAGUCGUCAACGGAACGAAGAAGUAACGAGUGACUUUUAAAGGACUUUGAAAGACCUUUUGGCCUUAUCUCUGCGUAGAUAUUUAUACGUUUUUUCACUUUCAAAGGACUACGAAUACGAACUCAUUUUCUCAAGGGCCAAUCAGAUCCGAUUUACAUUAAGUUCUCAAUAAUGUACACUUGAUAGCGUUUAUAACUUUACUACUCUUUGCACUUCAAAUACAUUUAGAAGAGUUCUGUUCUUUAUUGUAAGAAGUUUGACUGCGUUUUCUGCUAGACCCAGUGUUACGAACUAAAGACUGAAUGUCAUGAUUUAAGCUAUAUUUAAGUAGGUUAAGUGAAGUUGCACAAAAUGCUCCAUUGCAGAUUGGGGAAGUUUUCUUUGUUCAAAUUGUGCCAAAAAUGUCACAUGACUUGUUGAUUGUAAAAUAUAUAGGUACAGUAUAUGUCUUUAAGCAGAACUGAAAAGCCUUGGCUGCCAUUUUGGAUCUGCUGUAUAUUGAGAUGAGAAUAGCUUAAGAAUUUAAAUCCAGGGCGAUGAUUUUGGUUUUGAAAUUUCAUGAUGCAUUUUUGUAACUGCACUUAUUUUUCCCAUGUUGUAAGUUGUAGUAUUUAAAUAAUGAAAUGUUAAUAACUUUACAAAAAUGCUGAAUUCUUUAUAAAUGAAACUUUCUUGGCUGAA
This is a messenger RNA of Periophthalmus magnuspinnatus, 2436 nucleotides long. It is a transcript of the gene ogfr, whose product is annotated as opioid growth factor receptor. The record is from RefSeq and is a predicted model, not a curated record. Gene Ontology annotation, cellular component: membrane. Lineage: Eukaryota; Metazoa; Chordata; Actinopteri; Gobiiformes; Gobiidae. The transcript is spliced from 7 exons. Bases 90 to 1781 code for a protein of 563 amino acids. Gene Ontology annotation, molecular function: opioid growth factor receptor activity.